Capsella rubella is the source of this 1281-nucleotide messenger RNA. RefSeq lists its product as uncharacterized. The transcript is spliced from 3 exons. NCBI's taxonomy places the organism in Eukaryota, Viridiplantae, Streptophyta, Magnoliopsida, Brassicales, Brassicaceae. The coding region runs from base 1 to 1056 and encodes 351 amino acids. The record is from RefSeq and is a predicted model, not a curated record. Gene Ontology annotation, biological process: regulation of asymmetric cell division.
AUGGCAAUGAGAUCAGACAAAGAUCAAGUUUUAAAAAACUAUACUGAAUCAAAGAUCUUGGACAAUGGGAAAGAAACUGGAUGCGAGUGCUAUGGCUCAAUAAGUGAAGAACAGGACAAAGAGAAGGCUGGAAACAUGUCAGGACAUCAAAAUUCAUCUGAAUGCAAGAUUGGCCCUAAGAAUGAGGCCAUAAAAGACAACCGUGGUAGUCUAGACGAUCAUCCGGUUUUCUAUAUAGACAAGAAUGUAAUGGCUCGCGAAUUGCCUGAGAUCGUAGUUAGUAACUUCAAGGAUGUUACUUAUAAUGUCUUCAAGGAUGUAUGUCAGGAUGAGGGUAUGCCUAUGAUGCAGGAGAAGUUAUUAUCCAACGAGAAAGACUCUGUCAACAUCAACUCGAAACCUCAAGAAUCCAAAUCCUCAGAAGACAGCAAGUUUGAAGAAUGUGUUGGCAUUCAAGAUUCUAGUAAACUCAAUCAAGAAAAUGUGAUUGUGACAGAAAAAGAAGCUAAAGAUGAUUCAAAAGUGCCACCGUGGGAUGUAACAGCUACAUCAAGAAGUGUCUCUAAGGAAGCUAUAACCUUGCGAGAUAUUAUAUUAAUGGAGGAUUCCCAAAGACCACCCAACACAAACAACAUUAAUGGACCUGAAGAAAACGUAGACCGUGAAACAGAACAGGAGAAAAAAGAUGAACCAGUAGCAGAGAGCUUGAGAUAUCUUUCCUAUGAAAUGGCAGAAUCAGAGAAUCAACGACUAAACGAUGUGCUUGAGGACGCUUAUGAUUACCAUCUCUUCUCAAGCAACGGUAUUAAGGAAAGGAGUUUCUCUGAAGCAGAGUCAGGUUUAGCUCAUAUUACUUACUUUGGACCAAUCUCAGUCUCCGGAAGCAUCUCUGUUCGAUCUGAAGGAAGCACAGUCAGCGCAAGCUCCUUCGCUUUUCCAAUCUUGCAAUCGGAAUGGAACACUAGUCCUGAACGAAUGGUGAAAUCUGAUAAGACACAACUUCGAAAGGAGAAAGGAUGGAGACAAUACUCUCUUCUUCUCUGUUGUAGAUUCUGAUGGAGUACUCUGCCUUUCACAGAGGUUUUUUUUUUUUUUGAUAAACUUUUUGGUUCUAUUCAGUUUACAGAUCAUUGAAAAACACAGACGAGUGAUUUUCUUUUUUGUGUAUUUCAGUAAAUAAUUAUAUUGUAAGUUUCAAUAACUUCAUCGUGGGUUUGUAUGUUGUGUUCUCAGUUCUACUUGUUGCUUCUGACACAAGGUACAAAACCUAAAUACAUUUUG